Molecule: messenger RNA, 1909 nt
Organism: Theobroma umbraticum
Lineage: Eukaryota; Viridiplantae; Streptophyta; Magnoliopsida; Malvales; Malvaceae
Product: putrescine-binding periplasmic protein-like protein
Biological process (GO): polyamine transport
Cellular component (GO): periplasmic space
Molecular function (GO): polyamine binding
Source: RefSeq, a predicted model, not a curated record
AAUUGAAAGUUACUUCAGAAAAACUACUGGUAGUAAACAAGAGCACGGCUAAUAACUGGUGGAAGAAAACUUGAAUACUUGUGCCAGUAGCUGUAGUAAAUAGUUACUUCUACUGGGCAUAGAGGGUAUUCCGAGAUGUAAAAGAUGAUGAUCGGCCUCUAUCCGCUGUCCUAGGUACGCUUGCUGAUAAUGGCAUUAGCAGCAUCUGUUUGCUGUUCUUGCCACUGCUUUGAUGUCCACCUCUCUAACUCUAACCCUAACUCUAACUUCAAUCCAAACAUAUACAAAAAAAGCUCCAACUUUCCUCCUCUGAGUCACGUCAAACCCUCGUGCCAGCUUCCCCUCACUCCCGAUAAAAAGUCCUUGCUUUUAGGCUUUUCUGCAUCAACCCUUGUGUUUGUGGGCCUGGGUCUUUGCAUCUGCGCCUCCGCUUCGGAACUUAGGCCGUUGCCGCUGCCGCUGCCGCUACCCCACCACUCGCUUCAACUUCACCUUGAAAAAGAUGAACGAGUGGACAACAAAUCAGCAGAAGAAGAUGAGAAAUUGGAAGCAGCUUUUGAGACUUGGAAGUCUAAAUCUUUCGCUCUUUCCGUUCCUCUCUCCAUCGUUGCUCUUCAGGGCUCCAUACCUCCCUCCUGGCCCAAGGAUUUCAUAUCCUCUCAAUCCAGGCGCUUGAAGUUACAAACCAAAUUCCGUCCUAGUCUUGAAGAUAUAUUCUCUCAUCUAUGCGUGCCCUUUACCAAAGCCAAAGGGAAUAUUGGACCUGCAUCUGCUGUGGCUGCUGAUAUUGUCACCCUCGGUGACUCCUGGCUCCCUCAUGCUAUUAGAAAGGCUAUUAUUGAACCCAUUACAGCUGCUGAACACCAGGAUUGGUUUAAGGAAUUAGGCCACCAAUGGAAGGUCUAUCUACGCAGGAACCAUAAUGGGGAUAUUGAUCCUCAAGGUCAGAUAUGGGCUGCACCUUAUCGUUGGGGUACCAUGGUCAUAGCAUACAAGAACACCAAAUUUCAAAAGCAUAAAUUGCCUCCUAUACAGGAUUGGGCAGAUCUAUGGCGGCCUGAACUUGCAGGAAGAAUUUCAAUGGUGAAUUCCCCUAGAGAGGUUAUUGGUGCAGUUUUGAAGUACAUGGGGGCAUCAUACAACACAACAGACUUUGACUUGCAAGUUGCUGGUGGCAGGAAUGCUGUCCAGCAUAAUCUGGCCUUGCUUGCAAGACAGGUUCAAUUAUUUGACAGUGAGAACUAUCUCAGAGCAUUUUCAGUGGGAGAUGUGUGGGUUGCUGUAGGGUGGAGUAGUGAUGUUCUUCCAGUUGUAAAGCGAAUGUCAAACGUUGCAGUUAUUGUUCCCAAGUCUGGAGCUAGCUUAUGGGCUGAUCUAUGGGUGAUCCCUGCUGCUUCCAGACUUGAAACUGAUCGUAUUGGGGGCCGAGUCAGAGGUCCAUCUCCACUAAUCCAUCAAUGGGCGGAGUUCUGUUUACAGACUGCAAGAGCCCUUCCUUUGAGGCAAGGGGUAAUUGCGGGUGCAUCUCCCUCUGCCCUGGAGAGCGUACCUGUCAAAUUGCCUGAAGAGAUCACGAAGGGUAAACCAAAGCUAGACACAAACCUAGUUGCUGGAGUGCCACCACCUGAAAUAUUGGAAAGAUGUGAGUUCUUGGAGCCAUUAUCGGAUGCAACAUUGCGGGAUUACCAAAGGCUCAUUGAUAACAUGCCCAAAUCUGGCCCUGAUUUCAUGCACAUGAAGGGGCACAUGUCAUCAAUUAUUGGAACUUUGGGGCUGAAAUUGAGUUAAAUUAAGGUAUUGUAGUUCGAAGGAGUGCCAAUUUGAGCAUUAAUUAAUUUGUAAAUCAAUCGAGUAUUAUAGUAUAGAUGCUCAGAUGAGAGGGGCUGUCCAAGUUGAGCGGAUUGAGCUG